AUGAAAUGUAAAUCGACUCAGGAAAUUUAUAUGCAGUGGACGAGGUCAAUAGGUUUACCUUAUACCGUCGAUACGGUGCCUGGUAUCGACGAAACCAAAAUCUUGUGGAUUGGCCCAAAGCGCUUGGAGAAGGUUCUAUUCUAUUGUCACGGCGGCGGCUACAUGAUAAGCGCCCUUGACGCGCAAUUUAACUUCUAUCGCUACCUUCAGCUUGAACUCGAAAAGCGCGGCAUUCAUGUUGGCGUAGCCAUGAUGACCUAUAAACUUCUGCCGGAGCAUCAAUUUCCCACCCAGUUACGCCAAGCUAGAGAUGCACUUGCCUUUCUUAUACAGGCAGGCGUGCACCCUCGCAAUAUUAUGUUUGCCGGAGAGUCCGCUGGAGCCAAUCUUGUCAUCCAAACAUUAUCCCAUAUUCUUCACUGUCUCCCAUCGGUACAGCCCCUUAAACUUACAACCGAUGAGGGUUUCCGAGGCGUGUUACUCAUCUCGCCCUGGGUUUCUAUGAAGGCCGACUCAGAAUUACCAUGGCCACUUCUACACGCCAAGCACAAAUACGACAUACUUUCCUCUCGUAUCAUACGCCUCAUAUGCAGGACGUUGAUGAAAGAUAUCCCAAGAACCGAUAUCAAUUUCGUAGAUCCUAUCGAGGCACCCAAAACCUGGUUCGAUGGCCUGGAUAAUUUGGUGGACCGGAUUCUCAUAACUUAUGGCGAACUAGAGGGUUUUGCGCCGGGUGUUCAGCUUCUAUACGAGAAGUAUCUAAAGCCAUGUCAUGAGGACGUCAAAGCUUUACAGCAGAGGGACGGCGUUCAUGGCGACCCGAUCCUGAAGUUUGUUUGGAAGCAAGAGGACCUAGGAGAAAUUGUACCGGCGAUCGUAGACUGGGUUGCGGAAUUAUUUAUGAACUAA
This is a messenger RNA of Desarmillaria tabescens, 909 nucleotides long. RefSeq names its product Alpha/Beta hydrolase protein. The coding region runs from base 1 to 909 and encodes 302 amino acids. The transcript has 3 exons. The record is from RefSeq and is a predicted model, not a curated record. Gene Ontology annotation, molecular function: lipase activity. NCBI's taxonomy places the organism in Eukaryota, Fungi, Basidiomycota, Agaricomycetes, Agaricales, Physalacriaceae.